Messenger RNA from Lymnaea stagnalis (great pond snail), 454 nucleotides. The record is from the annotation of a GenBank genome assembly. Lineage: Eukaryota; Metazoa; Mollusca; Gastropoda; Lymnaeidae.
AGAUCAAUGCAGUAUGGUGGCAUUGGAGAAACUCUGGGUCACGAAAUCAUGCACUCCUUUGAUGAUGCGCACAUCAGCAUUACAGCUAAUUUUAAGGUUCAGCCUAGUUGGAAUUCAGCCGUUAAUGAAACCUACAUGGAAAGAACCCUUUGUUUGAUUGACCACUACAUGUCAAUGCCAUUCGAUACUGUCAGAGUAAGUAGAUGACAUUGGUCUUUAUGUAAGUAUAUUAAAAUGAUUUUCAUGUGAAUAUACUUCAUUGAAGUCCGUAUCCAAUUAUUGAGUAAUUGCGCGAUUGAAUCACUCUAGUACAGAAAUGUGUAUCAUUAAUAAAAAAAAUUCUAUGUAUCUUCAAGGCCUUUUUUUUUUAUAAAUUCAAAAGGCAAACGGCUUUUCAAGCAUAUCUGAAGACAUAUGUGAUAAUGAAGGUAUUAAACUUGCUUACAAGGCCUAC